Molecule: messenger RNA, 897 nt
Organism: Hydatigera taeniaeformis
Lineage: Eukaryota; Metazoa; Platyhelminthes; Cestoda; Cyclophyllidea; Taeniidae
Source: the annotation of a GenBank genome assembly
AAGUUCUACAAGUUCAUCCUAACGAAGAAUUUUGACGCGCUGAGCUGUAGAAGUGGCGGCGCCCAGCCCUCCCUCAUUAACGUGAUGAUGGACCUUAAGAAGUGCUGCAAUCAUCCCUACCUCUUUCCAUCUGCUGCUGAGGAUGCGCCUCGUUUACCCAACGGAGCCUUUGAGGGUUCAGCUUUGCGCAAGGCCUGUGGCAAGCUUGAGCUUCUCUCCGCAAUGUUGCAGAAACUGAAAGCUGGUGGCCAUCGGGUUCUUAUCUUCUCCCAAAUGACCAAGAUGCUGGAUCUAUUAGAGGACUUUCUCGAAGCAGAAGGGUACAAGUUUGAGCGCAUUGACGGCAAUGUGACGGGUCAGCAGAGGCAGGAUGCUAUUGAUCGGUUUAAUGCAAUCGAUUCUGCGUCAUUUGUGUUUUUGUUAUCAACAAGAGCUGGUGGCCUGGGCAUUAACCUGGCUACGGCAGAUACGGUGAUCAUCUAUGACUCUGAUUGGAAUCCCCACAAUGACAUACAGGCCUUCUCACGAGCACACCGAAUUGGCCAAGCGAACAAAAUCUUCCUAUUUAUUGAUGCAUCAGCAGCCAAGAUUGAGCUGCAAAGGGACGUUGGCGCCAAAAACUCAUUUUUGGCUGGUAUUAUUUGCAAGGUGAUGAUCUACCGCUUUGUAACACGAGCCACGGUGGAGGAGCGAGUGACACAAGUGGCAAAGAAGAAGAUGAUGCUCACUCAUCUUGUGGUGCGGCCUGGUCUGGGCGGCAAGGGCGCCAGUCAGAUGUCCAAGAAGGAGCUCGACGAUAUUCUCAAGUUUGGCACGGAGGAUCUCUUCAAACACGAAGACAAUGAUGGUAAAAGUAGCUUACAUGUCCUUUUAUUUGUGAUAAAGGGAACAAUGUAA